UUCCCCGACGGGCAGCGGGGCGCUGGGUCGCCGCGUUUGGGCUGAGCGCGGCGACGCUGCUGCCCCGAAAUCCUCCCCGAUCUUGAGGCGUAUGGAACCUCAAGGUCUUUGUGAUAAUGGAAACCAAAAAAUUGAUUGGUAAACCGCUUCAACCAGCAAGACCUGUUCGUCAUCUGACUUCUCCCCCUGGAGCAGUAUUCCCUUUCAACUUUCAGAAUGAAUAUUCAUGCAACACUCAAUGCUUACAAAGUGGAGUUAGCAGAUGUAAGACGAAUGGAAUGCAAGCCUUUUCUCAAGGUCAUAAUGAACAACAGCAACAUCAGUCUCCAGUUAAAAAAGAGAGAAUUAAAUACAGCAGAGAUUUCCUGUUGAAGCUCUCAAGCGUUUCCAUCUGCAGAAAAAAACCAGACUUUCUGCCUGAUCAUCCCAUUGUACUUCAAAAACCAGAAAACCACCAAAGUUUUAAGUAGCAUUUUAAGAACAAAUGAAUUUGAAGAUAAAGAAUUAUUCAUUUUCUAUUUUGGACACCUGCAAAUGAAGUGGAUCUAGUAACAAUAACUGUAAUGGACUGUGACAAUUCAGUUUAUUUUUAAUUUUGAUGGUUGGGUAUUUGGUUUCUCCUAAAAUGAGAAAUAUUUUAAACUAUAAAGAAUUUUCUAAUCAGUUUCAGCUUUGCAGGCAGUUUCCUGCAUAAAUUGGGAAGUAACACUGGAAAGUAAGAAUUUGGUUAGUAGGGAAGGCUGUAUUUAUAAUUUGCAUGCUACUUGCAAUUUUUUGUUUUUCAUCUCUUGUAAUAAUGGAAUGGAAAUGUAAGCUGUAAAGAUUCUCAAAUAUAAAGUAUUUGCUAUGAUGUA
This is a messenger RNA of Mustela erminea (ermine), 854 nucleotides long. It is a transcript of the gene C16H8orf88, whose product is annotated as chromosome 16 C8orf88 homolog. Gene Ontology annotation, biological process: negative regulation of translational initiation. NCBI's taxonomy places the organism in Eukaryota, Metazoa, Chordata, Mammalia, Carnivora, Mustelidae. The transcript is spliced from 6 exons. Bases 117 to 470 code for a protein of 117 amino acids. Gene Ontology annotation, molecular function: eukaryotic initiation factor 4E binding. Gene Ontology annotation, cellular component: cytoplasm. The record is from RefSeq and is a predicted model, not a curated record.